AUGCGGACACCAUCACAGGCCGUUAUUGGAUCUGCUAAAUGGACCUUCCUGGAAAUACUGGACAGAUACGGACACCAUCACAGGCCGUUAUUGGAUCUGCUAAAUGGACCUUCCUGGAAAUACUGGACAGAGGACACCAUCACAGGCCGUUAUUUGAUCUGCUCAAUGGACCUUCCUGGAAAUACUGGACAGAUACGGACACCAUCACAAUCCGUUAUUGGAUCUGCUAAAUGGACCUUCUUGGAAAUACUGGACAGAUACGGACACCAUCACAAUACUGGACAGAUACGGACACCAUCACAAUCCAUUAUUGGAUCUGCUAAAUGGACCUUCCUGGAAAUACUGGACAGAUACGGACACCAUCACAAUCUGUUAUUGGACCUGCUAAAUGGACCUUCCUGGUAA
Molecule: messenger RNA, 405 nt
Organism: Pelobates cultripes (western spadefoot toad)
Lineage: Eukaryota; Metazoa; Chordata; Amphibia; Anura; Pelobatidae
Source: the annotation of a GenBank genome assembly